Cyclocybe aegerita is the source of this 906-nucleotide messenger RNA. NCBI's taxonomy places the organism in Eukaryota, Fungi, Basidiomycota, Agaricomycetes, Agaricales, Hemipholiotaceae. The record is from the annotation of a GenBank genome assembly.
AUGCAAAAUCAACCACCAGGUAUCCUAGAAAGUGUGCUGAAAUUGAAGGAAGAAGCUAACCGCCUCUACCAAAAGAAAUCUUAUACGGCGGCCUUGGGCGUGUAUUCGAAGAUCUUGGACAACUCUGGGACCGAAGGCAACGAUGACGUGAAGGAGUUUUUGAGAACGGUGCGAUCGAAUAGAGCUGCGGCUCACAUUGCGUUGGGACACUACGCUGAAGCAGUCGAAGAUCUUCAGCAUGUUCUCUCCUCGUCCUCGUCGGGACACAAUGAAGGCUCUAAGGCUCCCAUAGGCUCCCCUUUUGCUACGACUACUCGAAAAUCUUAUCUCCGCCUUGCCCGCUGCUUUUGCGAACUAGGAAAAUUCGACGAUGCUACUAAGCAUUUGGAUGCACAUCGCGACUUCGUGGAUGGCAUGCGCGCUCCUGAGGAAGACGAACUCCGAGAAAAGGUCUAUAGAGACCAACAGAAUGCUGCGAUAGCAACUGAAGACAAGACCGUCCCACUCAAGUACGUUGUCAAAAUUAUGCAAUCGACUCCAACUGCGCCAAUCAGGCUCUACGAAACCGUACCUCUCUCCCUAGUCGACACUGGCUACCCACCUGAGACUGCCUCAAACCAGUUCCUCGCAAAACUUGUCAUGAAACACGAUGCAUGGCUUCUCAAGCAGGGUCCCCUCAGUGGCGGUGCGUGGAAGUGCUGGAGUUGCAGGAAACGAGCGACUGGGAUAGUCCAUUCUUUUGCGUCUUUUCUGAACGCGUAUGUGGACGGAAAAGAACCAGAGGUCAUAGAUUUUGCGCAGCCAGUGUGCGUAUAUUGGGGAUUAUGCGACCGUGAGGCAAGGCGGAUGAUGCAAGAGGAGAUGGUACUGGUGAUAAAUCCUGGAAGGCGCUGGCAAAUUAAUUGA